GCAGUGACGUGUUUCCCCCAUGGGCUUUAUGUCCUGGCCCAUCAGCAGGGACCCAACAUCUGGGCAGGGGCUGCUCUGUAUCCUGAGCAUUACCACCCCCACCUGGUCCUGCAGCAUGGGGGGCAGCUCUGUUCCCUGCACUGAUGCUGGUAGUGCUCUCACUCUACCCCCCCACGUGGGACCAGGACACCCUUGGCACAAGGGCUGGGAUGCUGUAAAAAAUGCAUGGACCCAAAUAUAGCCCUGGCGGCUGAGCAGGCUGCGUGCUGGAGGUGACUGCAUGCCUACUGCUGCCUGACCUUGGCUGGGUCCCCUGGGAUCCCUGUUUGGGGUACACCCCCAGCACCCUGUGCUUUAAGGAUGCUGGUCCCACAGUUCAGCAGCUGGACCAGCUCUGUGGCCCUGGUGACACACAGCCAUGGUUCCAGACUGCAUCCAUUGGGUUAUGGGGAACUUUAGGCAUGCCUUGGGGUUCUGAGCCAGGUGGGACCCUGUAGGGUGGGUAUGUAUAUAGGGUGCAGAGGACAAGUCUGAGUCAUCCACGCCCUGGAUGUGUUGAGAGUGCCCAGUGUCCUGUCCCUAUCGUGUCCCCCUCUGGGAGCCAAGUGCCUUUUAAUAAUCUGUGGCCUGUUUCCUUAGCAACUGCAUUAAGCAAAUCGAUGGUAGUUGUGUCAUUGGAAUGGGAGGGCAUGCAUCCUGCCCCCACCAUGUCCCGCCACCCCCCCGCGUGGCCUUGCUCUGCUCUUACUCGGAGGCACAGCCUUUCUUUGCUGGGGGCUGUUGGCUGCUGGCUCCUGUGACAGCCCUACGCUGACCCCUCACUCUCACGUGGCCCCAAAUAGCAGGGGGACAGCCGACAUCCUUGGGGACAUCAGGGGCCCUUGGGGUUGCAUAGCCCAGCGGCUGUGGCAUCAGGGUGAGAGGGCUCAAGGUGAGUGAGGGGCCAUGAGACGCCCCCACCAUGAAUCUGGAGGGCCUGGAGAUGGUUGCGGUGCUGGUGGUCUUGGUCCUCUUCGUCAAGGUGCUGGAGCAGUUCGGCCUCUUCAAGCCCGUGUCCUUGGAAGGUAACUGGAGUGGGAGGAGGCCAUCUGGUGGGUUCCCACCUCAGCAGGGUCACAGCCAUGUAGGGAGCCCCAGAGCUGCUCCCAAGGAUGUUUUUGGGGUGCUGGGACUGUGGUGUCUGUCUGCAGCUGGUAGGGGUGAGCAUGGGGAUAGGGUGUCCUGCCUGCUCCAUGUACAGUCCUGGUGGCCAGGGAUGUGGGGAGAGGAUGGGACCCCAGUGUGGCACCGUGAUGGUGGGGUGUCUGUGUGAGAUUGGGGUGUGCUGGGGGCUCUGGGGUGCUCUGGGAGCAGGGGAUGGCAGCAUGCAGCCCCCCCACCCAAAAGAUGCUAUGGGUGCACCAUCAGAGGGUGACGGGCACUUUGCCUGGACCACAGCUCUAGUGUGUCCUAGGGCUGAAUCAGACCCUGGCUUCACCCCCCAUCUCUCUGCUUUUGUUGCCCUAAGCCUUGUACUGAAGUCACUGGCACUGCAGUGUGCUGGCUCCAGGCUGCAGUGCGGAGGGGGAAGCAGAAGGGAGCCAGCCACUGGAAGACACAGGGCACAGCAGGAACCAGUCCUUGUCUGAGCUCUGUCCCCAGGGGCACAGUUCUUGUCCCCAGCAAGAGACUAUGCAGAAGGUGGGAAUGGGGGUCCUGCGCCCACCCAUUCAGAGGAACAACAGCAUCCCCAUGUAGUCCUUGAUCUCAUGGUAUCACCAUGAAAUUUGGAUGGGCUAUUCCUCUCUAUCCAUGUCACCACACUGGUACCUGUGUGUCCCCUUGGCUGGGGACACUGGGGAGUACAGGGAUUUGCCCCAACUGUAGAGACAGGAGUGGGACCAGGUGCCCUGGAUCAGCUCCCAUCCCCAUAGGGGUGAGUGGAGGAGAGGGAAACACCUGGCUGGAGGGGCUGGGUCCUGGUACUAAGCCCUGAGUGCUGCAUGUGUCUCCUGGUGGCUUUGUCACCCCAUGGGCUCUGGAGGUGGCAGGUAGGAUGCUUUGUUUACUGGAGACAGCCCCAGGUGGUGCAGAGGAUGGGGAAGUGUCUAAAGCCCUGCCUGCCUGUUGUUUACCAGCUGCACCCAGUGACAAUCCAUGGACUGCAAAGAGCCUGAAACCAUACACUAAUGGUUUGGGUCUGCUAAUGGACAGCACUCCAGAGCCACUGCAGUGGCUGCACUUCCCCCACAUGUGGUGCUGGAACCAUAGACAGUCCCCCUGCCCCAUCUAUGUGGCCGUGCUGGUGUCAUCCCAGGGGUGACUCUGGACCUGGUGUCAUUUUCCAGCCAGUUGAUCACUGCCAAGAGCUGUCACCCCACUGCGCCCUGUGCCACCACCUGAGCUGUGCCCAUCCCCAACCCCUGCCAAGACCUCAGGAGGGGGCAGGAGAAGAAAAGCACUGUUGGUUUUGGCAGCUGAAAUGCAGUAUCAAUAAUUAAUUGAGGAGCAAUUGGCUCUGGCUGGGAGCAGGGCUGGGCAGGCAGACAGAGAGCCAGGAGAGCCGCCCACGUAACCGAGCCAUGGAUGAGGAUGAGAUAGAGCUGCAGACUGUGAGUGAUGGGAUAAUGAGUGCCAGGUCCCAUCUGUGGGGUGGGUGGAAGGGAUCAUCUUGGUGAGCUCCUGGGGUGUGCUAAGUGGGUGCUGCCUGGGAUGUGGGGCUGGGAGGCACCUCCUAGUGGGGUGAGCAUCCCUGCAGGGUGAGGAGGAGGCAGAGGGCAGGAUGUGGCUUUGCAUCCUGACCCCAUUGCCUCUAACUCCCGGCACUGACCGGCCCCAAGGACUGUGGUGUGCACCCCUCUGACUUGGCAUGAUGUCACAUCCCUCUCAGCCCAGCCAGACAUAAUUAGCUUGUUGAAUCUCUUCUCCCUCAGGCCUCACAUUAAUCACUUCUCACAUUGCUUCCCUCCCAACUCCCUCCAGCUGGGCUCUUGCCUCUUGUCACCAAUGUGUCCAAUGAGGGGACCCUGAACUACUGCAUCCCACUCUCUCCUCUCUCCUGCCUUGCUGGGUUAGGCACUGCAGCUCGGGGAUGUCAGUCCCUGCUGCACUCUGGGAUCUGCAGGAGCUGCCAACAGUGGGCGUUAUCCUGCUGCUCUGCUCCAGCUUCAAGCUGCUCCAUGUCCUGGGCAUCAUUAACCUGGCUGGAGGAGACAGUGUCGAGGAUGAGUUUGAGCUCUCCACCGUCUGCCACCGCCCCGAGGGGCUGGAGCAGCUCCAGGAGCAGACCAAGUUCACCCGCAAAGAGCUGCAGGUCCUGUACCGGGGCUUCAAGAACGAGUGCCCAAGUGGCAUCGUUAAUGAAGAAAACUUCAAGCAGAUCUACUCGCAGUUCUUCCCACAAGGAGACUCCAGCACGUAUGCCACCUUCCUUUUCAAUGCCUUCGACACGGACCAUGACGGCUCUGUCAGCUUUGAGGACUUUGUAUCUGGGCUGUCCAUCAUCCUGCGAGGCACCAUCGAUGACCGCCUGAACUGGGCCUUCAAUCUCUACGACCUGAACAAAGACGGCUGCAUCACCAAAGAGGAAAUGCUGGACAUCAUGAAAUCUAUCUACGACAUGAUGGGCAAGUACACGUACCCGGCCAUGCGGGAGGAAGCACCCCGGGAGCACGUGGAGAACUUCUUCCAGAAAAUGGACCGAAACAAAGAUGGUGUGGUGACAAUCGAGGAGUUCCUGGAGUCCUGCCAGAAGGAUGAGAACAUCAUGCGGUCCAUGCAGCUCUUCGACAACGUGAUUUAGCUGUCUCCAGCUGAGCUCUCCUGACACCAGGCUCAGAGCCUGCUCCUCUCUCCACUUCUCCUUCCAGCCCUUCCUGCUGCCGGCUGCCAUGCAGAGACACAGUCGGCUCCUGGAUGUAUCCUUCCCCCAAGGCCAGACCCACUUUCCUUGGGAGGCCCCACAAAAGUGCCACCAGAGUGUGGGCACAGCUGGCACGGGGCAUCUGGCCUGGGUGGGCUUCACACACCCGAUCCUAAAGGGAAAGCCUCAGCCUUGGGCUGCCAUAGGGGCUUCCCUGUGCCCCCACAUCAUGUCCCCGUCAGCAGCCCCAGCACCGGCUCCAGCCCAAACCCUCCAGCAACACUUCUAGGAACUAAGAGUCUCGCAGCAGGCACCUCAGCUUCCUCUUGUGUCCUGAUGUGGGGACGUGUCCCCCUCCUCGCUCACUCAGGGUGCUGGGCUCACUCCUGUCUGUUACAACAGCUGCCUGGAGCUGGGUGUGCACUCCUGUCCCACCUACGUAUCCCUCCAAGUCCUGUCUGGGGCCUAAUGUCUCUACACCAAACUCCUGCUUAGCCCCACCGGCUUCAGGUCCUAUCCCGCAGAUUGGCCCAGCUGCUCCCACCGCUGUGUCCUGAGGGGUAGCAGUGGCUGGGAUCGAUGGGGAACGGGCGAGCAAGGCUGUGCCCCACACCAGGCUGAGCCCUGGUGUCAGACCCCCCAUAGGGCCCUGAACCUCAGCUUUGGGGCAGACCCUGCUGGGUCCGCUCCAGGCCUGGCUUGCGUAGAGGCGAUGUGUUUUUUAGCUCUGUCCACCACACUGUUCAUCUCACAGCCCUGCUCCUGGGCGGGACAGCAAGUACCCCAUCCAAAUAACCCAUCCAAAUACCCCAUCCAAAUACCCCAUCCAAAUACCCCAACCAAGUGCCCCAUCCAGGUACCCCAUCCAAGUACCCCAACCCCAUCCCCUCCCGUCCCCCCCCCCUCCCUCACUAUGCAUUGGCAUGGCGUGACCCCCGCCCCAGGGCAUGGUGACCCACAUCCCGCUUGGCAUCUCCAGUCUGUAUAUUUUGUAUUAUAACGAUAGGAUGGGUUAAUAAAACAAAAAAGACGGGGGGUGGGAGGGGGCUCAAACAAUAAAAUCUAUCCACGAUCGCUAUGCACA
Coturnix japonica (Japanese quail) is the source of this 4925-nucleotide messenger RNA. The record is from RefSeq and is a predicted model, not a curated record. NCBI's taxonomy places the organism in Eukaryota, Metazoa, Chordata, Aves, Galliformes, Phasianidae.